This is a messenger RNA of Adineta ricciae, 384 nucleotides long. Lineage: Eukaryota; Metazoa; Rotifera; Eurotatoria; Adinetida; Adinetidae. The record is from the annotation of a GenBank genome assembly.
AUGAGUGUGGCUUUAUCGGCAACUAUCCAGCAGAAUCCACACAAUUCGAACAAUAUGAUGAAUCCGUCACUGCCUAAUUUAACUGCAUCGGAAUGUCGACAGUCGGAAGAGCUGAAUAAUCAAAUGAUGAAUUGUUUAAGUUUUCAACCAUCUCGAUAUACAAGUGAGUUUGUGCGUAAACAAUUGCAAAAUACAAUUCAUGGAAGACAAAAGCCAACAGGUGGAAAGGAUAUUUCAGCACAUAAUUCUCUCUCAGCAAAUCUUGAAUCCAAUCAAAAAGGAGCCUAUUUUCGAAACCAAUUAGCGUCUCAAAUGUCAACACCUCCGUUGCAGACAAAUCUUAGACAACCAGGCCAACAGCAACAUCAAGGCAAAGCAACAUGA